AUGGAGCCAUGGAGCGUGCUAUGGAGCAAUUGCAAAUCCAAGAGGGUCGAGGAUCGCCUUUGCAGCAGACGGAUCGAGCCAAGGGCACGACACAGCACCAAGGCGGACAUGAUAUGCGCCAGCCCCAAAUCCCAAUCCCACCAUCAGGGUGGUGAGGGCGGCAUGGUGGGGCCCGCACCAAAAGGCCCCCCCCUCUCUCUCUCCCAGCUGCCCCCUCCCCCAUCCAUCCAUCCAUCCAUCCAUUGCCCAAAUCAGCCGUGGACAGACGUGAACUCUAGCCCGGAACGCCGUCCCGUGACGGGCGUCAGAGUGGAAAGUGGUGCAGGUGGGAUUCUUGGCAUGCGGCGGGAACCAAGUGGCAUGAUGAGGAGGAUUCUGAAUUGCCCACUCUGGGACAAAGAGCGACAAGCAGAACGAGAGAGCAGACGUCCAAUGUCACGUUGUGGUGCUAGGCCGGAAGCGGACGGGCAGCGGAUGCCGCAAUGGCCGCUCCGGCCGGCCCCUGAGUGGUCGAGUGCCGUGCGCCACGCAUCAUGGACACGGCAUUGUCAUUUGCAGCAUGCAGUCAGUGUCGACCGAGCGGCCGGCCCAGCCUGGAAGCCUGCCACUACUGGUGCUGAUGCUGGUGCUGGUGGUGCUGCUACGGCAGAAGAGGCGGGCGCAUGGCGUCGCCACAUGAAGCACGUCACAGUCGCACUCCAAUUCCGCGGCUGCGGCACACUCAGCCCCACGUGUCGUCGACAGGGUCAGCCCUUCUUGCUCUUGCCCUCCGUGCUGCGUGCAGCGUGCCUUCCCUCUUCUCCAAGCGCUUGGACCUGCACUACCCACAGCAGCAACCACGACCACGACCACGACCACAACCACAACAACCACAACAACAUCACACACCCAAUUCCCUCCACACCGGUCCCUAAACAAGCAACUCCACCUCCGAGAAAAGCAAACACCGCCCGACCUUUGCGGACACACCUGCAGGACCCCUUCUUGUCCUCCUGCACACCAACAUCUGCCCGUCACAUGUCUGCUGCCCACGGCACCAAACGUCAUAUUCCAUCUGCCGUGCCAUGGCCACUAUCGACCCUUCUCCACUUUGUCUCACUCACCCAGAUCGCCGCCCGCGGACCGUCUCUGCCACUGUGA
This is a messenger RNA of Bipolaris oryzae ATCC 44560, 1140 nucleotides long. RefSeq lists its product as uncharacterized. NCBI's taxonomy places the organism in Eukaryota, Fungi, Ascomycota, Dothideomycetes, Pleosporales, Pleosporaceae. Bases 1 to 1140 code for a protein of 379 amino acids. The transcript is spliced from 6 exons. The record is from RefSeq and is a predicted model, not a curated record.